This is a messenger RNA of Drosophila willistoni, 2349 nucleotides long. It is a transcript of the gene Orai, whose product is annotated as calcium release-activated calcium channel protein 1. NCBI's taxonomy places the organism in Eukaryota, Metazoa, Arthropoda, Insecta, Diptera, Drosophilidae. Gene Ontology annotation, biological process: store-operated calcium entry. Gene Ontology annotation, molecular function: store-operated calcium channel activity. The transcript has 2 exons. The record is from RefSeq and is a predicted model, not a curated record. Gene Ontology annotation, cellular component: membrane. The coding region runs from base 471 to 2159 and encodes 562 amino acids.
UAAAUAUUUCUACAAAACCAAAAAUUGACACGAAAAGUGGUGAAUAAGGAGGAGGAACAGCAGCAGCAACAACAACAACAAGAGCAGGAGGAGGCGGAGUCGUACGGGAAUUACUGUUUUUUGAUCUGAUCUGAUCAAUUGUCAUGUGCAAAAUCAACCAAGUGAAACGGAAAUUAAUUUUCAUUAAAAACAACCCAUAGACAGAGCGAAAGAAUUGAGCACCACGAGAGCGUGUGGGUGUGAGAGGCGAGCCCCAGAGAGCGGCAGAGAGAGAGAGAGCUUGAGAGAUUACGGGAUCAAGUACAGUUCAAGCUAAGCAGAAAGCCCUACGAGAGACAAUGAUAAGGCAAAGAGAGGAGCUAGAGAAGAUUUGCAAAUUUUUAUAGAUAUUUUCUUGAGAGUGUUGUUGUUGUUAUUGUUGGCAAGGCCUAAUAAAUAAUUAAUUAAGCAAACGCAACGCUCUCUUGCACAUGCGUUCAUCAUCAUCAACGUAUCCCUACGACGAGGAGGUGCCGUUAAAACCGCCGCGACGUAAGCACCACCACCAACAACAACAACAACAGCAACAACAACAACAGGAACAACUGAAACUAAUAGCAGCCGCUGGCAGAGAAACAGAGACAGAAGAGGAGAACGAACAUCUAUUGCCGCCCCAGACGACUCCCCAAUCCGCUGCUGCUGCUGCUGCUAACGCUGCCGCCGCCGCUGCUGACAUGUACUCAAAUCUUCGUUAUGCUCGCACAAAUCUCAGCCAUAGCAGCCUCUUGUUGAACCAACAACAAAACUCUUUUGAUGGCAGCAGCGCACCCGCCUCAAUAGCCGAGCGCACUGAGAGCAGUGAGACGCUCGAUGUGCCAUUGAAUUUCGCGAGAAGGGGCCACCAACAUCACAAUAAUACUCCCACAACAGCCGCCACACGUCUAUUGUCGCGCAGCAGCGGCGGAGGCGGCAGCAGCACCACAUUUCAUCAGCAUCAACAGCAGCAGCAACAGCAUCAGCCCUCGGCCCUGGCCAGUGCGUUGCAUGCCACAGCCAAGUUAGCUGCCAGCGUUGAUGCUUAUGCGGCAGCAGCCACUGCACAAGCAGCCGCAGCAGAUUAUAGUCUAUGUGAUUCGUGUCGCCCGUUACGUUAUAGCCACCAACACUAUCACGGUCAUAGUCACAGCAAUCUCAGUCGAACCGUGCAUACGGGCCAUAUCGGUUCGUCGCGCUAUCUUGGCCAUAAUUUCAAUUCGAAUUCACCGCAAGCGGGCUCGAGACGGUUCAACGGGCAUUCAGUACAAAUUCCAUUGCCACAGCCAACAGCAGUAGUAGCCACACCACCUCAACUACCAUCUCAGCCACCAGUUAUAUCCAUAGCACAGCAAUCAGUAUCGUCAUCGGGCGGUGGAUAUCCACCCUAUCAUUUACGUCACCAACAAUACCAUCAACAACAACAGCAACAACAAAAUCAAGUAUCCCGUUUUCAGCCCCGUCAUCAUCGCACCGGCAGCAGCAGUAUGUCGCAAUCUGGCGAGGAUUUACAUUCACCCACCUAUUUGUCGUGGCGCAAAUUACAAUUGAGCAGAGCCAAGUUGAAGGCCUCCAGCAAAACAUCCGCACUACUCAGUGGUUUUGCCAUGGUGGCCAUGGUGGAGGUGCAGCUGAACAACGAUACCAAAGUCCCAAAUGGAAUGCUCGUCGCCUUUGCCAUUUGCACCACGAUGUUGGUGGCCGUUCACAUGUUGGCCUUAAUGAUCAGUACUUGCAUCUUGCCAAACAUUGAGACAGUUUGCAAUCUGCAUAGCAUCUCGCUGGUCCACGAGUCCCCGCACGAACGUUUGCACUGGUAUAUUGAGACAGCGUGGGCCUUUUCCACGUUAUUGGGUCUGAUACUCUUCCUACUGGAGAUAGCCAUACUCUGUUGGGUGAAAUUCUACGAUCUGAGUCCACCGGCUGCUUGGUCGGCGUGCAUAGUCCUGAUACCCGUAAUGAUUAUAUUUCUGGCCUUUGCCGUGCACUUCUAUCGAUCCCUGGUGACGCACAAGUACGAGGUGACCGUCUCCGGAAUACGUGAACUGGAGAUGCUUAAAGAGCAAAUGGAACAGGAUCACCUGGAGCAUCAUAAUAAUACGCGCAAUAAUGGCUUACAUUAUGGAGCUUCUGGCGAUAUUGUUUAGCAAUAAGAAUUUUUUUUUUUGAUAGCGGGUUGUCAAUUCUUGUAAAUUGCAAUCUUCAUAUGGGAAAAAGACAGCGACAGACUUAAAAUUAUGUAUGUAUCGUCUAAUAUAUAAUACUAUAUAAUAUAUAUAUACGUAUAUUGUAAAUUUUGUAAAUUUGAUGCAAUCAACGAGAUCAAAAAGAGAAAGG